This is a messenger RNA of Carlito syrichta (Philippine tarsier), 1239 nucleotides long. Its product is annotated as PWWP domain-containing protein MUM1. Gene Ontology annotation, molecular function: nucleosome binding. The record is from RefSeq and is a predicted model, not a curated record. The coding region runs from base 110 to 1006 and encodes 298 amino acids. Gene Ontology annotation, biological process: DNA repair; chromatin organization. Lineage: Eukaryota; Metazoa; Chordata; Mammalia; Primates; Tarsiidae. The transcript is spliced from 9 exons. Gene Ontology annotation, cellular component: nucleus; cytosol.
GCCUGUGGGGCUGCACUCCGCCAGCCCCACCCUGGACGAGGACGAGGACGAGGACGAGGAGCCACCCCGCAUCCUGCUGUUCCCCGAACCACGCUCGUUUGAGGUCGGAAUGCUCGUCUGGCUUAAGUACCAGAAGUACCCCUUCUGGCCGGCGGUGGUCAAGAGUGUCAGGCGGCGAGAUAAGAAAGCCAGCGUGCUCUUCAUCGAGGGCCACAUGAACCCGAAGGGCCGAGGCAUCACCGUGUCUCUCAGGAGACUGAAGCACUUUGACUGUAAAGAGAAGCAGAGGCUUCUGAACGAAGCCAGGGCAGACUUUGGCCAGGCCAUCGGCUGGUGUGUCUCCCUCAUCACCGACUACAGGGUCCGGCUCGGCUGUGGGUCCUUCGCCGGCUCGUUCUUGGAGUAUUACGCGGCGGACAUAAGCUGCCCCGUCCGGAAGUCCAUCCAGCAGGAUGUCUCAGGGACCAAGUUCCCUCCGCUGAGCCAGGGGGACCCCGAGGAGCCUGCAGCGGGGCACUCCCCAGGGCAGUGGCAGCCCCACAGGAAGGUGCUCCCGGACCGCUCGCGGGCCGCCCGGGACCGGGCCAACCAGAAGCUGGUGGAGUACAUCGUGAAGGCGCGGGGGGCUGACAGCCACUUGCGCGCCAUCCUCGGGCGCCAGAAGCCCUCGCGCUGGCUCUCGACGUUCCUGAGCGCCGGCCAGCACGUGACCUGCGUGGAGACCUACCUGGAGGACGAGCGGCAGCUGGAUCUGGUGGUGCAGCACCUGCAGGGCGUGUGCCGGGAGGGCGGCUCGCAGAUGCUGGCGCGCCUUCGGGGCGACCGCGUCCGCUUCGUCCUGGACGUCCUCCUGCCCGAGGCCAUCAUCUGUGCGAUUGCGGCCGUGGAUGCAGUAGACUACAAGACGGCCGAGGAGAAGUACAUCCGGGGGCCUCCGCUGAGCUACCGGGAAAAGGAAAUAUUUGACAACCAGCUCCUGGAAGAGAGGACUCGGCGCCACCGGUGACACGGCCCGGCCAGCCCUUGCGCCGACGGCGGGGGAGGGGCGCCGGCAUCGUGGCCUGGUCUCCGCCCUCGGGAAAGCUCCUCUGAGUCUUCAAGGCGCAGCUCCUGAACGGGCUCUGAGGGCCGGCCUGCGUCCUUGGCCGCUGGGCACCUGUGGCCUCGGUGCGGCUGCUGCUUGGUGUACGGGCACCCUGUUCUGCGUGGCAUUGGGCAUUAAAUCGUUUUUGCACAGCA